AUGUCUCGCCCGGCUAUUGCUUCCGAUGCGUCUCUCUCGACGUCCAUGUCGGAUCGUCCGUUGACGAAAAGCUCGGCUUCGGAGACGAAACCCAAUAAUAAAUGGAAUACAGAUAAACUGGGACUGCGUCUGGGGGUAGACACGCUCAGUGCGACGCUGGCAGGCGCGUUAACAUGUCCCAUAGUCACGAUUAUCGACCGGGCCAUCAUUGAAAAAGCUGCAAAGGGAUUCCCCAUCGCGCGUACCACGAUGUCCUGUCUCAAGGACAUGGUUACGCGUCCGACAACCUUCUUUCUCAGCACUCCUUUCCUCCUCAUCUAUACGCUGUACACAUCCACCUACUGGACUGCCAAUGCGAUAGACACGGUGACAUCAACUCUCCGAAAUCAGCCCUUCUCAACAGUAACGCCGGGACUGGGCAAAUUCCUGGCCACGACGACGGUCAACAUGUCGAUUUGCGUAUAUAAGGAUGCGAGAUUCGCAAAGAUCUUCGGGGCUCCUCCUGCUCCUGCUCCUGCUCCUACUCCUUCAUCGCCUUCCUCUGUUGUGCCAGCAGCAGCAGCAAGCUCAACACCACAGCCAUUACCAGUGAAGCGAAUCCCUAUAACCUCCUACACCCUCUUCUGCCUCCGAGACAGCGUGACCAUCUUCGCUUCCUUCAACGUCCCACCGCUCCUUGCGCCGCGAAUCCCCGAUUUCCUUGCCCCAACGGACUCCAUGAAAAUGGCACUGGCCCAAUUCUCCUGUCCGGCUCUCAUGCAGUUCAUCAGCACGCCCAUGCAUCUGCUCGGGUUGGAUUUGUAUAACCGACAACCACCCGGUGGGUUGUCGUGGAAGGAUCGUGCGUCGCGUAUCCGCAGGGACUACAUUGCGAGCAGCUUUGCGCGGAUGGGGAAGAUUGUGCCUGCUUAUGGGGUUGGUGGGGUUGCGAAUGUUUGGCUGAGGAAGAGUAUGAUGGAGUGGGUGGAGGGGUCGGAAUGA
Messenger RNA from Monascus purpureus, 981 nucleotides. NCBI's taxonomy places the organism in Eukaryota, Fungi, Ascomycota, Eurotiomycetes, Eurotiales, Aspergillaceae. The record is from the annotation of a GenBank genome assembly.